Molecule: messenger RNA, 267 nt
Organism: Gaeumannomyces tritici R3-111a-1
Lineage: Eukaryota; Fungi; Ascomycota; Sordariomycetes; Magnaporthales; Magnaporthaceae
Exons: 2
Coding region: 1-267 (88 amino acids)
Source: RefSeq, a predicted model, not a curated record
AUGGACUGGGCUGGCCGGAGUUUCUCAACGCUAUCCUCUCAACUGCAGGGUCCAGGUCCGCCGUACGACAACCCUAACCCCUUUGGUCCAGUUCCUGGCGCCUGUGUCUCCCACGCCUCGAACCGGUCCAGCACAUCCUCCCCCGAUCGGCCUCUCAAGCAGGGACGUCGCCAUUCAGACCCCGACUCCAGAAUCCAGAACCCAGAACUCAGAACUCAGAUUGUCUACGCCGUAGCAGCCAGCCCUGCCUCACUCGCCCGCUUCUAA